Messenger RNA from Exserohilum turcica Et28A, 1689 nucleotides. RefSeq lists its product as uncharacterized. The transcript has 4 exons. Bases 1 to 1689 code for a protein of 562 amino acids. Gene Ontology annotation, molecular function: iron ion binding; monooxygenase activity; oxidoreductase activity, acting on paired donors, with incorporation or reduction of molecular oxygen. The record is from RefSeq and is a predicted model, not a curated record. NCBI's taxonomy places the organism in Eukaryota, Fungi, Ascomycota, Dothideomycetes, Pleosporales, Pleosporaceae.
AUGGCAUCUGCACUUUAUCACGUCGGCGCUCUUUUGCGCAACAAACCAUUCAUUGCCUUGCUAGCACUAGCCACCCAUCACAUUCUUCACAUCGCCGAAUGGGACAACUCGUUCCAUCUAAUCCUACGUACAUGGGCUCUCGCUUUCGGAGCAGUGGCAGCUGCCGAAUAUGCGACCAUACCACGUCCUGGAACUCUAUUCAGUGCAAUCCAAACCACGGCAACGGUGGCCUCAGUGUACUUCACCGUGCUGAUGGCCAGCAUCUUGGUACAUCGCGGGUUCUUCCACCGUCUUAGAAAGUUCCCUGGGCCUUUUCUGGCGCGAUUCUCCAAACUAUAUGGCAUAUUUGCCGGUGUUCUCCCGACCAAUUUUCGCUACUUCAAAUGGCAGCAAGAAAUGUAUCAAAAGUAUGGAGCGGAUGUGAUCAGGACCGGUCCACGAGAAGUUACUGUGUAUUGCGCCGAAGCCAUUUCUCUGAUCCAUGGACCAACGUCUAAAUGUAAAAAGGCUUCUGUGUAUGAAGCCUUUGGUGAUAUCACUGGGGUAUCGCUCAAUAUAACCACAGACAAGGCGGAUCAUCGACAACGCCGCAAGAUAUGGGAUCGUGCCUUCAACGCAAAGACUCUGCGCGAAUACGAGCCUCGUCUCAACCGACAUGCGCUUGCUCUUAUGUCGAAACUCAAAGAGGAGUCGAUGCAGGGCUCGGUGCGCAUUACCAACUGGGUCAACUUUUACAGCUUUGAUGUUAUGGGAGACAUAGGGUUUAACCGCAGCUUCGGAAUGAUGGACAAGGGCAAAGAAGAUGAUAUCAUCAAACUCUUGCAUGAAAGCAUGUCGGUGCUAAGUGUCUUCUCACACAUUAGUUGGGCCUUGAAUCUUGUGGGGCGAACAAGCGCCGGUGCAAAGCCACUUCUUGAGCAUACCGACUGGAGUGCCAAGGUUCUACGAGAACGAAUCAAAGUACGCCCUGAGAACGGUUUCCAAGAGGAUACGCCAAAAGAAAAUGAUGUAUUCUCGUGGCUAUUGGACGAAGAUAGCCGGAUUACACCUGACAUGAUCGCUGAUUCGAGGCUUUUAAUAGUAGCUGGCAGUGACACUCUGGCAGCAACACUGUCGUUUCUAGUGUACGAGCUCUGCGUCAAUCCCGCCAUUCAGGCAAGACUUCGAGAUGAGAUAGACGCCAUCCACCCGGAGAAAACCCACCUUGAAGUGAGUGAUGUCGCAGACUGCGAGUUCCUCGACGGCGUUAUUCAUGAGACUUUGCGACUGCACCCUGCAGUUCCUUCUGGUCCUGUGCGCGAAUCACCUCCCGAGGGUCUUACACUCCCCAAUGGAACCUACAUACCCGGCAACAUUCUGCUAUGGACACCGAUAUACAGCCUGCAACGUGAUCCGCGGUACUGGGAAAAACCCCUCUCAUUCAUGCCGGAACGCUGGACUACCGAGAAUCCCAACGCCAUCAUUGACAAGCGCACGUUUCUCACCUUCCUUACAGGAGCAUACAACUGCAUAGGCCAGAAACUGGCAAUCAUGCAGAUGCGUAGUGUUGUUGCGAAUCUAGUCCGCUCGUUUGAAAUUACCUUUGCUGAGGGUGAGGAUGGAAGCACCAUUGACAACAAGAGUCGGGACUGCUUUACUAUGACGGUUGGGAAGUUGGAUGUUAAGCUUAGUCCACGCUGCGUAGAAUAA